AUGUCAAGCUGCCAUUGCCCCAUCAACUGUUGUGCGGAUCCAGACGUUCCAGAGAAGAAAGGAGCACCCAAGUUCGCCAAACAGAUCGGUGCCUUCACAGACGAUGAGGAGCCCAUUGAUGAUUCGGUGCUGGCAGUUCAGGACAAGUGGUACAGGCCGCAGGCUGAAAAGCAGCUGCCCGAACCUGACGAGAGGCUGAGACAGGAAAUCGGAAGCUUCACCGUCACCUUCGAGAGCGCAGAAGGAUACUCUGUCCUUCUUGAUCCUGAAGGAAGCCGUAAGGAACCUGAUCCAGGUCCAAGCGGUCCAAGACCUGUGGAUGCAGAUCGUUUGGCUUCUUUGAUUUCUCGGCUUCAGCGGGCUGCGCAGGAGGCCGCCCGAAGAAAUACCCGCAUUCGGAUUCCGACCUUGACAGCAGGUGGUUGCUUCUUGAUCGUUGCAAUCGCGCUGUUUAUCAUGCUGCAGAUUCAUCCUGAGCCCUCGGCAUCUGUCGUCUUCGCGUAUGUCGCUGGAUUUGCUUUUUGCACGGCUUUGGCCAAUGCGCUUUUGCUUCUGGCAGUCCUUCCUGCAGACCGAAAGCUACAGCGCUGCUUGAGACUGAUCUUUGGUUGCGUUGCACUUCCAUCUGGCAUCUUCAUCACCCACCAGGGGACAUCAACCGGCCUGGAGGCGAGAAGCCUCGGAUGCACCUACAAAGAUCUACUCUUGCCGUGCUGGGCAGCCUCUGCAGUUGCCGUCAGCGACGUUGCGGCUGGCCUCAUCGUCAUUUGUUUUGCGUGCUGCAUAAUAAUCGAUCAAAUAUGCUAUCCCGGAAUCGAGGCCAUGAGGCUUCUGCAACGGCUGUAUGCGGCUGUGGGCUGCGUGUGGCUAGCAAUCGGUGUUUUCAGCUUUGUGGCAAAACACUCCGUCCUUCUCAGCGCUGGCUCCGUGGAUGGGCUGUAUGCACAUCUGCUUGGAAUUGUGGUCGGCGCACUGAUUGCUCUACUGGGUGGCAUCCUUGCUCACCCGAGGUUUCGUCGAACACAGAUUUGCUUCUUGAAAUCCAGAUCGAACACUGUGGGAUCUGGGCUGCACGAGCUUCUCGGUGGGCGUGAAUUGAGAGAGGUCAUUGAUGAUGGGCAGAGCAAUUUCCGAGCUGUUCCAGCAGACAAGGUGUUGCUUCAACACUUCCUGCUACAUCCGGCCCAGCAUGAGCUUGGCCACCUCUAUUCUCUUUCGGAGCCCGCCCAGUUUGGCUUUGUGGAUGCAUUCAUCUCGUAUUCGUGGGCUGACCAAGCCGAUUCGCAGUGGUAUGCAAUCCAGCACUGGAGAGAUGCUUUCAAGCAGGCUCACAAAAGGGAACCAUUGCUUUGGAUUGACCGAUACUGCCUACACUCGACCGAAGCAGAGGCAUCAGCGAUGAUGCCGGUCUUCAUUGCGGGGUGCCAGAACUUUGUGAGCCUGGCGGGUUCCAGGUAUUUAUACUCACUACGAAGUUUGGUGGAGAUCUUUGCAUUUGGAGAACUUGGCAGGUCGCCGGAAGAGCUCUACGAGAUGCUGCUACUUCCAGAUACAGAGAGCCGAGGCCAGAUGCACCAACUGAUCGAUUCUCUGGAUGUCUGGAAAGCGCAUGACUCAUGCUCAGCCCUGCUGUGUGCACGCGAAGCUGCAUCGGGACGGCACGGGUUCGAAACCAGGAUAAAGCGCAUCCUCUAUGUCGGCUUGGAUCAUGCACGAGUCCACCGAGGCCCUGUUGCAGGUGCAUGA
Messenger RNA from Symbiodinium necroappetens, 1746 nucleotides. The record is from the annotation of a GenBank genome assembly. NCBI's taxonomy places the organism in Eukaryota, Dinophyceae, Suessiales, Symbiodiniaceae.